Molecule: messenger RNA, 870 nt
Organism: Salvelinus fontinalis (brook trout)
Lineage: Eukaryota; Metazoa; Chordata; Actinopteri; Salmoniformes; Salmonidae
Gene: mb
Product: myoglobin
Exons: 4
Coding region: 111-554 (147 amino acids)
Biological process (GO): oxygen transport
Cellular component (GO): extracellular exosome
Molecular function (GO): oxygen binding; heme binding
Source: RefSeq, a predicted model, not a curated record
GUGUGAGAGGGAGGAAGAGGUAUAAACGGUAUGGUUUGGGGAUGGGUUUGACUAUAAAGUAUUUUGGCGUUUGAAAUAUUGACACGGGACAUUUACCUGCUUUACUGAUCAUGGCUAACUUUGACAUGGUUCUGCAGUGCUGGGGGCCAGUGGAGGCUGACUAUAACAAACACGGAGGACUGGUUCUGAGCCGUCUGUUUGCAGAGCACCCAGACACCCUGCAGUUGUUCCCUAAGUUCGCAGGCAUCGCAGCGGGCGACCUGUCAGGGAACGCGGACGUAGCUGCCCACGGGGCCACUGUGCUUAAGAAGCUGGGUGAGCUGCUGAAAGCUAAAGGUGACCACGCUGCCAUCCUCAAACCCCUGGCAACCACCCACGCCACCAAGCACAGGAUUGCCCUCAAAAACUUUGUGCUCAUCACUGAGAUCAUCUGCAAAGUGAUGGGUGAGAAGGCAGGGCUGGAUGGGGCAGGGCAGGAAGCUCUGAAGCAGGUGAUGGGCGUGAUCAUAGCUGACAUUGAUGUCACCUACAAGGAGCUGGGCUUUGCUGGCUAAACGGUUUACCUCAACGACCUACACCCCCCUACGGUUCUUGAGAGGUCACAGGGAUAGGACAACAACUGGAAACUUACAUUUGAAGCAGAGUUGCUACUAGUGUUUAUACAGUACAUUCUAAGUGCUGGUUUGCUUAUGACUUACAGAAAAACUUAUUGGAAAAGUACAGGUGUAUGAGGCAAAGCAUUUGUGCAAAUUCUACAUUUCUCUAUACAGUAUAUUGCCUUAAUCUGCCCUUUCAAUGUAGUUUGCUUACUGAAUGUAAACUGUUCCUCUAUGCACUAAAACAAUAAAUGUUCCAUCAGAUGCAAAUGAG